This is a messenger RNA of Suillus fuscotomentosus, 1722 nucleotides long. RefSeq lists its product as uncharacterized. The record is from RefSeq and is a predicted model, not a curated record. Lineage: Eukaryota; Fungi; Basidiomycota; Agaricomycetes; Boletales; Suillaceae. The coding region runs from base 1 to 1722 and encodes 573 amino acids. The transcript is spliced from 10 exons.
AUGUCCAUCCUGGACGCCAGCAACCUAACCCAGGACGCCAACACUCUGACGCAUCUCUCCGAACAGCCCCAAGCACAGCUCAGUCUUCAGAACACCCGGAAGGUGCCACGGUCUAAUGAGCGUACCCGUGAGGAGGAGGCUGGAAAUCAAGCUCCAGAGCAUGGUAUCGGUGACGACGAUGACCAGGACCAGGACAAAACUGAUGGGGAAAAUGAGGAAAGGGACAAAGUUCAGGACCAGGAGCAAACACUUGAAACAGGUGAUACCACGGACUUCGGACAACACAAAGACGAUUUGGAUGGCAUGUACGAAGGUGAAGCUCAGGAAGAUUUCGACCAUGAGCCCAAUACUGUGGACGGUUUUCUGAAUCAAGGUAUUGAUGGGGAUUUUGAUGACGAGCCUGGCACUCAGAGGGACGAACCUGACGCUCAGGACAGUGGUAUUGAUGAUGAUUUCAACAAUGAGCUCGACAAUGCAGCCAGAGACGAAACAGAGGAAAGUGAAGCUUUUGAUGUUCUUGAGCGUCAUCAAAUGAAGAAUGGACGGCGCAAGGCUCCUUCCUUAACUUAUCUAUCUAAGGCAAAACAUACUGAACACAGACGUGCUUCUAGCCAGUCGAAGUCUCCUCGUCAACUGUCACCUCGACAUGUGGUGUCUACUGGGUCAUCUGCUCUAGUGCGACCUCCUAAAUCGUGUCCCGUCUAUGCGCCCUUCUUCCUCCCACGUGCACUCUCGCCAUUCUACACGCUCAAGAUCUCCAUAUCGGCGUUCGGCAUCACCUCAUACACGCGUAUCUCAGCAUCCCCCCGCAUGCAGUCUCCUCAUCGGCAUUCUCCAUCUAGGCGAAGCACUUCCUCCAGUCGUGCUACAUGUGAUGAGCCAGAUUCAUACAGAAAUAAGCACAAGGCCAAGACAGUCCAAGAGGACCCCGCAAAGCUCGGCUUUUACCCACCUGCCUGGCAAGCAUUUUUGCAGGCAGCAAAGUUAGAAAUGUGUCUGCAGGCUGUUCUAACACAUCCCAUUCCAGAUCAUCGAGAGGCGCUACAACUUGCGCAAGAAGUUUUUGACGCUGAAUUGUGGAUGUACCACGAAAAAAAGAUCAAAUUGGACAAUGGCUAUUUCCCGCAGUACAUGACACAAAUGUCGCGGCUGCUCUGUGAUGAUCUAUUUACGUUUCGCAUGGAGCUGAAGAAAGUUGUUAUCUCUGUCGCGAAAGCAUCAUACGAUAUCUUCCCGAAGGGCACCAUGGCAUGCAAGGAUGAGGUACAGAAAUGUGUCAUUGCGAAGGCCACCAAGUUACUCAAGACCGGUGAUUAUCUUCGUGUUCCUGAUUCAUCUAAUGGCAAAUGGAAGAAUUUUGUCUCGCAAGCUCUCAGGGAUGGCUGCCUCGAAUUCUACUACGGUAAUAGCAAGAAAGCCCUCAAGAACACAUCUGAAUUUCGACGUGCAAUACCUGUCAAUGGGCUGCUUCUUAUGAAGGGUGUCCUCACUGGGUUUCGCGAGACCGGCACUGACAAAGUCCCAGACCUCUCCGUGGAUAAAUGUAGGGCUGAUUUCAACUCGCUGCAGAGGUCUACAGACGCACUUCUAGAAAAUCCUGACCAUCGUGUGGAGCUCGAGGAGAUAUUGGAGCAGUGGGCUAUGAUUGGGACGGGUGACCUUGAUUUUGACGAGGGCGGUAUGGGAGGCAGUGAUAUGGAGGAUGUCAACAUCAUCUUAUAA